CUUAAAAGCUAUGAUGGCCCAACAAACGCAUAUUCUAUCCACAAUUAAACACCAUGCUAUGGAAAAACAAACAUCUACUUUACUUUCCUCUUUUUCUUCUAAUCCUUCCCCUGUUUUAAUCCUGUUCUUCUAUAAGCUUUCCCUUUCCCUCUCACAUACUCUCUUCCUCAAUCCACCCUGAAUUCCCCAAAAAGUCUGCUACCUUUCAUUAGCAACACUCCUUUUAAUGAAAAAACGACUUCGAAAUCGUCGUAAAUUUUCCUAAUCACCCCUUAAUUACCCUUUAUUAUACUUUCCUUCUACCCAUAUGGGCUCUGUUUUUCCCCUGUUUUUGAUGCUUCUCCCCCUUAUAUCAUUGGUAUCACCAUCUUCAUCUUCAGCAUCAUUUUCUUCAGUAAGUACAGAUACAUUAUCGACGUCGGACGAUAAAACAGUCCUUAAUAUUCGUUCUGCUCGUCUGCUUGAUCUUGCCAUUAGAGACUACACAGUUGGACUCUAUGAUGAGAUGAACUUCAGAACAGGAGAGGUAAACCAUGUAAAUUUACCAGCAAAUCUCUCUGGUAUUAAGGUUGAUACAGCGCGAUUUCGAUGUGGUAGUCUAAGGAGGUAUGGUGGUCGAGUUAAGGAGUUUUACUUAAGGAAAGGUGUUAUGAUUAAUCCUUGUGUAGAGAGAGUUAUACUAAUUAGACAAGAACUUGGGUUAAAUUGGUCUACUAUAUACUAUGAUAGUUAUAAAUUACAAGGUUAUCAACUUGUUACACCAAUUUUAGGCAUCCUAGCUUAUAAUGGUGGAGAUGAUUAUCAAAACAUAAGUAGUCCAGACCCAUUCGAGCUCCGAAUUGUUGCUGAUGGGGAUCCAAUUAAGGUGGAUUUUACUAAUAUUACUCAGAUUGAUUCUAAGAGUAUGAAGGAUAAAAUGCCAUAUUGUGCUAACUUUGAAGUGCAAGGUAAGGUGACAUUAACAAGUAUGGUGUCACCACAUGUUUGUGAAGCCAAGAAGCAGGGUCAUAUAGGGCUGGUGAUAAAGACUAUUGGUUCGAGCUCGCGCUCAUCUCCUCCAGCUGAGUACACAAAGGGGAUCAGUAGGUGGAAAAUCGCGGUAGGGAGCUCAGUAGGGGCUGCAUUGGGUGUCUUCUUGUUGGGGUUGCUCUUAGUUGCCAUGUUUGCAAAAGCAAAGAAGAGGUCGAAAUUGGAAGAUAUGGUGAGAAGGGCAUAUGAGGAAGAAGCUUUGCAAGUUACCAUGGUUGGGCAUGUGAAGGCUCCUACUGCUACUGCAACUAGAACUGUGCCUAUAAUUGAACAUGAUUAUAGACCACCAUACUUUUGAUGAUCCUAAUUGUAAUCAGAACUAGUGUUCUUGAUAGUUCAAUUUUUUCCAUUAAGUGUAGCUUGUAAGUUAAGGUUUGGCUUUGCAAUAUUGAGAAAAUGGGAUGAAAAAUGGAUUGUCUACA
This is a messenger RNA of Beta vulgaris subsp. vulgaris (sugar beet), 1451 nucleotides long. RefSeq lists its product as hypothetical. The coding region runs from base 308 to 1327 and encodes 339 amino acids. The transcript has a single exon. The record is from RefSeq and is a predicted model, not a curated record. NCBI's taxonomy places the organism in Eukaryota, Viridiplantae, Streptophyta, Magnoliopsida, Caryophyllales, Amaranthaceae. Gene Ontology annotation, cellular component: membrane.